AUGCCGGAAUGCACAAAAAUUGGUAACUUUCUACUUUUGCCGUGCGGCAAAACUAAAACAGUUAAUGAAAAUGCGGAACAACCAACCGCCAAAGAAAGCAACUUUGCAUCAAAAAGCAUGCAAGCGCAUAUUUUAAAUCCAAAUCUAUCGCUUACAGCAGAUGAAAAUCUCUCAAAAGAGGAGGAUCUGACACAAUUAAAAAUUUCACAGUUACGCGCUCAACUACGCGUACAUGGCUUAAGUCCUGUUGGCAAAAAGGAUGUGCUGGUGCAACGCUUGCAAAACUAUUUACAGUUAAAAGCAAAAAAUACCAUCACUCAUAAAUCAUUUGAUAUGCAAGAUGAUCAAACGAAAACAAGAAUAACGGAAGAGAAGUUAUUAAAAGAUGAAAAAUUAACAGAAGAAGGCUUUAAUUUGGCUGCAAGAAAUGAGAAACUUUCACACGAAGCACCACAAAGUGAAAUAAAUGUGUCAGAAACUAAAAUAAGUGGGGUGCAUCGCAGUUCCAUAGUUGACCAGCACACGGAAGAGCCAUCAUUGGCUAAAUUGAAUGAAUUAUCGCUCCCGCCAAUAGCAGAGAAGGCAGCAGCCAAUGCUGAUAAAGGCGUCGAAAAGUCUAAUGGACACCUAACAAGUACUUCUGAGUUAGUUGCCAGCCCAAAAAUAAGUGGCAAGAGCGCUGCUGAUGACGGAACAAAUGAUGACAACGACGAUCGUCAUGAAGACGAUGACGAGAAAUUUCAAAAUCAUUCCUACAUUAAGCAUUCGGUGGAAAAUGUGGUUGGGAAGCAAGCUGAGGGCGAUGUUUGUGUCGAGUAUAUACAGGGACUUCCACACCUAACAGUGCCGUUGCCAAGUAGAUUGGAAAAAUGCCGAUUUGCUCUAAGGCCUGUCUCACACAAAGUAGGCGAUUUAAUCGAAAUGUUGAAAAUUGAAGACCACGGUAUCGAUCGAGCGAUUGUGCUGAAUCAAAAUGGCAUACGGAUAUCCUCCACAUGCUCCAUCGAUAGCCUUAUGGAUGAGCCAUUCUGGCUGCAAAUAAAUGACAACAAAUAUGAAGUGAUCCCUCCAAAAAGGAAAAAAAUCGACUCAGAAGACUUAAAGAAUCUUAAUGAUAUUAGAACUUUAGUUGCACAAUUGUACGAAGCUUUACACGUCGGCGAAUAUCAUUUGCAAAAAGAGGAAGAGCUGGUGAAAAGAAUAGAAAAAUUAAAAUUUGAAAUUGCGCCACUAGAAAUACAAAAACAGGAGCUGGCUAGACUCGCUGAACGUAAAACCGUCGUCGCAACAUGGGUUGGACUCAGUUUGAUGGCAGUACAAUUUGGCGUUUUGGCGCGCCUCACUUGGUGGGAAUACUCUUGGGAUAUCAUGGAACCCGUCACUUACUUUGUAACCUAUGGCACAACGAUGGCCAUGUAUGCUUACUACUGCCUAACAAAAACGGAAUAUAAUUGCGAAACAGCCAGAGAUCGCAUGUUCUUGCUUACCAUACACAAAAAGGCCAAAAGAAAGCGCAUGAACAUUGAAAACUAUAAUGUUUUGAAACGCCUAAUUGCCGAAGCUGAAUACGAUUUGCGUCGGCUAAGGGAUCCCAUCAAUUUGCAACUGCCGCCACAUAUGGAUCGUGCACAGCGGCUCACACCAAUUGAGCCAUUGAGUGAUGACGGCACCGAAACACAGCACAAAACCAGCGAAAGGAAAGCCGCCGGCUUCCGACUGCCCUUCUUAGAACCGAAAAAUUAGAUAUUUGUAUGCAUACGAGUACAUAAAGCACACUUUAUCAUUUUAUGUAUGUAUUGUGUGUAUGUAAGUUUCUCACUAAACAAUGUUGAGUUGUUGAGUUUAUCGAAAGCACAAAUUAGCUUCAUGCAAAUACAGAUAUUAUUGAUGAAGGCAUAUAAGUAAAUACAAACUUACAUGCAUGCAAUUAAAUAUAUAUUUAUUUUAAGUCGCACAUGUUGCAUAAUACGAUUUGUUCGUUCAUCGUUUGUUCGUUUGUCAAGUUAUUUCAAUGUUUCAAUGCGUUCUUAUAUUCAAUCUUAAUGAAAGUUGCUAUUUUUAGCCUUAAUCCUUGUAUACCCAUAUUGAUUAGAUUGAUUAGGAGAAUUUUAAGUGGCCUUCUGAUGGUAUGUAUGUACAUAUGUGUAUUGAUAUCAGAUCGAUCGCUUCUUAUACUGAAUAGCUAAAUUUUAUUAAAUUAUUAUCGCAAGACAAUUGUUACCUGUUUGCCAACAUAUUUAUGUGAGUGAUUACAAUUAAAUAAUUCAUGUGACGGGCAAAUCAAAGACGGUAAAUUAUAUUGUAGGCAUUCAUUGUAGGUGGAUUCGUGUAAUGUGCAAAAACUUUGUACGACCACUAAAACCGCGGAUGUAUACUUUUGUGAUUAAGUGCACAAUCUUACCUGUAGAUGCAUAAAUACUUAUUUACCACUUGCAUAUGUAUAUUGUUCCUCACUUUAUGAAAUGCGGCCUUCUCACUAUAAAAUUAUAUUAUUUAUUUUUCUAAAAAGUGUAAUUUAGUUUUAAAGGUUUAUUCAAAUAAAUGUUUGUAAUUUAAUUGUUUA
Molecule: messenger RNA, 2563 nt
Organism: Anastrepha ludens (Mexican fruit fly)
Lineage: Eukaryota; Metazoa; Arthropoda; Insecta; Diptera; Tephritidae
Gene: MCU
Exons: 8
Coding region: 1-1743 (580 amino acids)
Biological process (GO): calcium import into the mitochondrion; mitochondrial calcium ion homeostasis
Cellular component (GO): uniplex complex; mitochondrial inner membrane
Molecular function (GO): uniporter activity; calcium channel activity
Source: RefSeq, a predicted model, not a curated record